UUGAAGUCGGAUUCUCUUAGUCCCGCAGUUAUCUUUUCCUACGUCUUUGAAAGAUGAAUUCUACUUCACGUCUUCCCUUGAUCUUAAGGAACAGCGGAUAGGAAAAGACAUAGGAUGGCCGAUUGGAACGCAACCCGAGACAUCGGAACAGCCCUUCGGCGGGAUUCGAUGACGUAGCAUUCUUGAAAUGCAUCCUUUAAAGGAUGCAUCCUCUUGACGUUAAGAAACACUGAAUAUGUAGCGGAAAGGCGUCGUUCGACUUAGAGAGGUCUGCGUGAAGUCGAAAACUUAUUAUAAAUAAAUAAAUAAAUAAAAAUUUAAAAAAAAAACACCCAAGGCGUGUCAUCAUGAUGCGACAGGCAUUAUGAUUCCGCCCUACUGCUAAACGAAGGCUGCCGGAACAGUUUUAAGACUCAAACACGUCAGUACAGAUGGAGCAGUACUCGGGAUUAUAUAAAGAGCCGACCGAUGCUACGAAACAGCAGGAAAGGCAUUAUUAUCUCCUGUCUGAGCUUCAAAUACUGGUCAAAGAUUUACCAAGCUGGUUUCAACAGCGGUUGUCGUAUACGACACUGAGUGAUUUGGCCCAAGCGCUCAUAGAUGGCACUGUGUAUGAGAUUGUCCAGGGUUUACUGGACAUCCAGCACCUGACCGAGAAAAAUCUGUACAACCAAAGGCAGAAAUUACAUACUGAACAUAGAGUUCUCAAGCACGAGCUGAUACGGAAACAGAAAGUGGCUCUGCAGACCUGCAAAUCACAUAAUCUUGCUGUACUAAAAGCAAGUCAGCGUGCUGAAACAGAGGGUCUGGAUCAGCGUGUGAAAGAUGAGCAGCGAUUGAUGGAUGAGAAGAUUGUGGCAGAAAUGGAUCAGAAGGUCUUGGACCAACAGAACACACUUGAGAAAGCUGGAGUCCCUGGUUUCUACAUCACCAGCAUCCCACAGGAAGUGACAAUGCAGAUGAACUUGCUUGAGUUGAUCCUGAAGUUACAACAAAAAGAGUCUCAGUCUGGAACUCUGCUUUGAGUGACCGAAACCCUAUUUUGUUUAAGUUGUCUACAUAUUAGGCUGCCUCUUGUCAGCAUGUGGACUGGACCAGCAGGAAUUAUCCCUAAGUUUGGUCAUGAAAGUUGUAUUGGUCAUGGGAGUGCAGAGUGCUUGGUAAGAAAUAUUAGCUGCCCUGAAAAAUAUAUUCACUUUACGUGUAUAAUGUAUUGUCUUAUCCAAGCACCAAACAAAUGAUAACUGGGGAGUACUACUUAUUUUACCCAGGUGGUAUCUGAUGCACAAUGAGUAGACAAUGAUGCACCAGAAGCUUUUGACUAUUAUGUUCUUUAGUUCUGCCAUAUUAAAUAUCAGUAUGACAAGACUUUUCAUCGUCAAAAAUGCAUGCUGACACGUGAGAAAAUAAAGCUCAAAUACCUUGGA
Neoarius graeffei (lesser salmon catfish) is the source of this 1427-nucleotide messenger RNA. RefSeq names its product DiGeorge syndrome critical region gene 6 (gene dgcr6). The record is from RefSeq and is a predicted model, not a curated record. NCBI's taxonomy places the organism in Eukaryota, Metazoa, Chordata, Actinopteri, Siluriformes, Ariidae. The coding region runs from base 432 to 1025 and encodes 197 amino acids. The transcript has 5 exons.